AUGUGACUUCAUCUUUUCUCAGUGAACACGGGCGGGGUUCGAGUCCCAUCAUUGAAAAACCAUAUGAUUCAAAACAAUGAUUUCCUGAAAACUUACUUCUCUGAGUCUUAUCUCCCCCCUCAUCAACGUAUAAAAUGAUAUUAUCGAAUACUACGCUUUCUCAUUGUAUAUCCAGCCAUGAUGCUGAUGGUUAUCUCAGUGCUUGACAAUAGAUCAAAUGACGAAGCCUACACUGACUGUUUAUAUAGAGAUCAGUGCUCUUCCUAUUGCCAAGCAGAUGUUUUUCCUGAUACAACUUGCAAAAACAUGCCUAAUGUUAGUCUAAAAUACAAUGGCAAUACUUACAAAAAAUUAUAUAAAUAUCCAGCUAUAAAUACAGACGAAUACAGGCACUGCAAAGACCGCCUUGACAACAAUCCAGACUAUCCAUGGUCUGACAGUGAUCACAGACAAUGAAGAGUCCAUACUUGUUUCAGAUCAUGCAGAUAUCCAGGAGAAGUUGAUGAUAAUUUCGACGAGGACACCAGAGAGGAGUGCGCAAAAUCAACUGACAGUUUUGGUCAUGAUUAUUAUGAAUUUGAUUUGUGGUGCGUCGAUCCUGAUGACUCAUGCGAAAAACCUGAAUGGUGGGAUGAAACCUGUUCUGGCGGGGAUUUAUGCUUAAGCUUCGCUGUGAUAUGAUUCGGCAUUUUGAUCGCCAAUUUUGGGCAAGUUCUUAUUGAAUGUUCUCUUUACUAUACAUUGAAUAUUACCUAUAAGCCGACAGAAAUUGAAAGAAAAAUGAAUCCAGUAAAAAAUGAACAAAGGUUCACUUUAGAAGAAGAGCCUCCUUGUGAUAAAGUCCUUAAAAAAUGCUUCAGUGAGCUUAUUAUUGCAUUUUCUUCAAUCGUCGUGGUGCUUGCUCUAAUUGUGUCAAUGAUAGCUGAGUAUCAAUAUGGAAGGCCAGCAACUGUAUGGGUGGAAUGGGUAAUUGCUAUGGCGAUCGAUCAGGCCAAAUCUUUGCUUAUCCAGCCUUUCUUGUGGUGGUUUAUAGUAAGACGAUGUGGAAGAAUCCCGCCUUCUUUUGGUGUUUGGAAGGAUGAGCAAGUUAUGCCAGGUAUCACUGAUGAAAGCUACUUAAACGAAUUACGAGGGAUUGUUGCGAGGUUUCUAGAAACAAAACCAGCUGCUUUUUUUAUGAUUGGCAUUGUAUUUUUUUAUGCUAUUUUCAUAUUAUGCAGCCUUUCACUCGACACUUAUUAUUCUGGCAACCAAGGUGCCCAAGAUUUCUUUGACUAUGUCGACAAGAUUUUGAUUACUUAUUUCAUGGCAGAAAUUGUAGUCAGGUAUGUUGGCUCCGGAAUCAUCUAUUUUCUUAACCUUUGAAAUUUCAUUGAUUUUGCUGUGGUUCUUGUAUCAUUUGUGUUUAUGUGGAUGGGACAAUCAAUCACUGGAAUUGCUGUCUUGAGGCUUCUAAGACUUAUCAGAGUUAUUAUUGUGAUGCGAAGAGUAAGCGAAAGCAAGAAAAGACUGCUGAAAUUGAGAAACCAAAACCAGAGUGUCAGCUCCAAUGUCGCGAGAGCUAUGGAUUUACUUGAAGAAAUUAUUAAUGAAAAAUCAUUGACAAGAGCUACUAACUCCCCCUCCGUGAGCGAAUAAAACCAUCGGAAAAUCUAUAUUUUUGGUUAAAAAAAACCUUCGUGAGCGAACAAAAUUUUUUUAUGAAACAAAAUUUGAUAUAUAAAUGAUAAUUAUUAUAAUAAAAUCUCUAGUUAAUUCUUUUAAUUUUAGACUGCUUGCAUUUUAAAACAUAAAUUUACAAAUUAAAUUUAUAUUUGCUUUAGAAUUGGGAAUUUUUUGAAAAAAAAUUAACCCCUCCGCGAACGAACAAAACUUUUUUCUUUGUUUAAAGUAGGGGGGGGUAAGCAAGAUGUGGCUUGGGUACUUGAGCAUGUGAAAUCGAGAAAAUUAUAUACGAGCUCAAUCAAUCAAAAUCAAGUUGAUGAGUCAUCAGCAGAAGUUAAAGCUUGGAAAAACUUUAUUAUAAAUGAUUAUGAAGAUUUCCAAGGAUCACACAUAGUGCAAGGCCAAAAAAAUCUUGGGGACAAAAUAUUAAAAAGAUCUCGACAAAGCUCAGUCGACGCAAAAAUGUUUGAAACCCAAAAAUAUGUAGAAAAGGUCAACGGGGUAUUCACGAGUCCAUCUAUGGAUAGGGAGCCUUUGGAGCCUGAAAAGCUAACUGAAAUUGAUGAGACUUUGGAAAAGAUAAAUGAUUGGAAUUGGGAUUUAAUGAAAUUUGCGUCUGUGACUGGAGAACUUUGUUUCCCCAUCCUUUGUCUAAAGCUUUUCUUGAAGUAUGAUGUAUAUAAAUCCUUUGAUGACAUUAACCAUGACAAAUGGCUAAAUUAUUUAUCAGCUUUGUACAUGGGCUAUACUUUCCAAAACCCUUACCAUAGGCCUGAACACAUUUUGGAUACUGUGCAUGCUACUCAUUAUUUUUAUAAAACCGCUGGAUUUGAAACUUUAUUAACCACUCAAGAUAUCGUCAUUGGCUUUGUUGCAGCUUUUAUCCAUGACUAUGAGCAUCCUGGGCUCACUAAUCAAUUUUUAAUUAGGACGAAGCACCCAAAGGCAAUUAGAUAUUCUGAUAUGUCUCCUUUAGAGGAGCAUCACGUAGCAGCAGCCUUUAAACUUAUGCACAGCGAUAACGAGUUUGACAUUUUCGACUUUGUUGUCGACGAGGCUAGUAAGAGACUUAUCAGAAAAAUGAUCAUUUACAUGGUAAUCCAUACUGAUUUAACUUAUCAUUUUGAAAUGGUCAAUGGAAUUCAGGCCAAAAUUUUAAGUGAUCAAUUUCCUAAAGACACUGUUGAAGACAGGCUAGAUAUCAUGACGUUUGCACUUCACUGCGCAGAUAUUUGUAAGCCUGCAAGAUCAUGGUUUAUUUAUAGAAUGUGGAUUGAUAAUAUGAUGGAGGAAUUUUUCUUGCAAGGAAAGAUGGAAAAAGAAUUGGGAAUCCCUGUCAGUGCUUUUAUGGAUGAAGAAAGCACGAAUAAAGAAAGAGUACAGUUGACGUAUAUUGAUUAUAUUGUUAAAGAAAGUCUAGACAUCUUAAACAUUAUUAGUCCGUCCCCAGAUUAUGAAAAUGUAAUUCAAAGGGAUUUAAUUGAAAGCUUGAAUCUAAACAGAAGAAACUUGCAGAAAAAGAUUGAUGGAGAGGUUAAAUUCUAG
Messenger RNA from Blepharisma stoltei, 3210 nucleotides. The record is from the annotation of a GenBank genome assembly. NCBI's taxonomy places the organism in Eukaryota, Ciliophora, Heterotrichea, Heterotrichida, Blepharismidae.